Spodoptera littoralis (African cotton leafworm) is the source of this 1131-nucleotide messenger RNA. The record is from the annotation of a GenBank genome assembly. NCBI's taxonomy places the organism in Eukaryota, Metazoa, Arthropoda, Insecta, Lepidoptera, Noctuidae.
AUGGAAAAUAAGUUAACUUAUCUUGAGCCUUCUUUAGAAAAGCAGUUAAAAGGGCAUCGUAGUGGGAUUACAGCAUUAUAUUUUAGCCCUAAUGAACAACAGAUUGCUAGCAGUUCGCUGGAUAAUAGUGUCCUGUUAUGGGAUCUUCGUGGUACUAUGAGAAGCUACCGGUUUCAAGGACAUGAUGAAGCCGUUAUGGAUGUAACGUUUUCACCUUCGGGCAAGUUUAUGGCAUCCGCAUCUCGUGACAAAACUGUUAGACUAUGGGUGCCCACUGUAACAGGGAGCACUGGCAUGUUCAAAGCUCAUUCACAAACUGUGAGAUCUGUGCAAUUCAGCCCUGAUGGAACAAAGAUAAUCACUGCUUCUGAUGACAAAAUAGUGAAGAUCUGGUCUACGGAUAAGCACAAAUUCAUUGCUUCUUAUGUUGGCCACACUAACUGGGUGAGAUGUGCUCGCGUUUCGAGUGAUGGAUCAAUUAUAGCAUCAUGUUCAGAUGACAAGUCUACCAAGCUUUGGAACUUGGAUAAUGGAGAAUGUAUCCACACAUAUAAGGACCAGAAAGGCCAUGGACUCUGUUUGGCUUGGCACCCAUCGGGGUGUUAUAUUGCUGUUGGUACUUCGCAUGGCAAUGUGAAGUUAUAUGAUGUACGGACACAUAAUCUUGUUCAAUAUUAUAGUAUUCAUAAUGAUGCAGUGACACAGAUAGCUUUUCAUCCUAGUGGAAGCUACAUAUUGACUUCAAGUAAAGAUGGGAAGAUGAAGAUACUUGAUUUAUUGGAAGGGCAUCCGAUAUUUACUCUCAGUGGACACACUGGGCCCAUUAAUGCUGUCAACUUCUCAGCUACAGGGGAAACUUUUGCCUCAGCAGGAGAUGAUAAAUUGGUUUUCAUAUGGAAGACUAAUUUCACCGAACUGGCAGGUGACUUAAAGGAAAAUAUUGCAGACAAUGGUUCAACUAUACCCAAAACUAAUUCGCAAUCUUCUAAACUGACAUGUGCAUCAAAAGAUAAGAGUCAGGACUAUUCAUUGAGAACUGUUUCAAACAAGUACAUGCUAGCAUUUCAAAAAAUUGAAUUCAGAGAAAACUGCAAUCAUAGCUAUGCCUUAAAACGUUCUUCUUCAUACUGA